Messenger RNA from Alnus glutinosa, 1025 nucleotides. Its product is annotated as glycine-rich protein 2-like. Bases 56 to 673 code for a protein of 205 amino acids. The transcript has a single exon. The record is from RefSeq and is a predicted model, not a curated record. Lineage: Eukaryota; Viridiplantae; Streptophyta; Magnoliopsida; Fagales; Betulaceae. Gene Ontology annotation, molecular function: zinc ion binding; nucleic acid binding.
AACGCCAAAGUCCACACACACAGUCGCAAAGAGAAAGAGAGAGAGAGAGAGAGAGAUGGGCGAGAGGCUGAGCGGGACGGUGAAGUGGUUCAAUGACCAGAAGGGGUUCGGGUUCAUAACCCCCGAUGACGGAGGGGACGACCUGUUCGUGCACCAGUCCUCGAUCCGCGCCGAGGGCUUCCGUAGCCUGGGCGAGGGGGAGGCCGUGGAGUACCAGAUCGAGUCCGGAUCUGACGGCCGCACCAAGGCUGUCGACGUCACCGGCCCCGGAGGAGCCGACGUGCAGGGAAGCCGUAGCGGAUCUGGCGGUGGUGGAAGAGGUGGGCGUGGCGGCGGCGGCGGAGGGUAUGGAGGAGGUGGGUAUGGUGGUGGUGGUGGGAGAUCUGGUGGGCGAGGAGGAGGCGGUGGUGGAUAUGGUGGCGGUGGGUAUGGCGGUGGUGGGUAUGGAGGCGGCGGUGGUGGGUAUGGAGGUGGUGGCGGUGGGUAUGGAGGUGGUGGCGGUGGGAGUUGUUACAAGUGUGGUGAAAGUGGCCACUUUGCUAGGGAUUGUUAUCAGGGUUCUGGUGGUGGGGGUGCUGGUGGGGGUGCAGGCGGCGGCGGCGGCGGCGGGAAUUGCUAUAACUGUGGGGGAUCUGGACAUUUCGCUAGGGAAUGUCCUAACAGUGCGCGUUGAGCUGUGUGCUGCCAAAAAGUGGUGUUAAUCCUGUUUGGUAAACACAUUUUAUUGCUUUCUCUGGUUUUGUGUUCUGGGUAGGCCUUGUUUAUGGGUCAAACUUGUUAUAAUGUGUUUGGAUUUAGUAGUAUUUGAUUAGUUUCUUAGAUGGUUGUGAUGGGUUGCAGGUUGUUCUUGUUAACUCCUAGUCUUAUGUUUUUUUGUUAUCAGCGAUAUGGUACUGGUAGUGUGUUUUUGGCUGGGACAGAGUAGAGGUCGUGCAAGUGGUAAUCGAGAUUCUCAUUGAAUGUUAACUCUCUCUGAUUGAAGUUUCUAUACACACAUUAUAUGAAUACAAGCUGGUUUUAGUUUC